AUGGGACGAAGAAAGCACCACGUGGACCUGGUCUCCAUUCACAGUGAGGAGCUUCAGAACAGGACAGCGAGAAAAGCCAUCCAGGCCUCCACUUCUCAUGUAUGGCUGGGUCUCCGUUACACCUGCACCUUCAACUUCUGGUUCUGGAUAAAGAACAGAGAAGCAGGCUGCUACCAGAACUGGACACCUGGUCAUGGGCCACAUGGUUAUGAGGAGUGUGGGCUAAAGAACUGGACUGAGGCUCAGAGAUUCUGCCGUGAGAUGUACACUGACCUGGCGACUGUGAAUAAUGACGAUGAGAAGAACAGCUUGUUCAAAACCAUAACUGAUCAUUCAUAUGAUGUGUAUACUGGACUUUAUAGAGGUGAAGUGUUUAGAUGGCACUGGACCCUGCCAGACAGUGUGUACAAUGAAAAGACAUUCCAAAACUGGGGAAAAAAUCAACCAGAUAAAAAUAUUAAUGAGGGCUGUGCUGCAAUGGACAACAAUGGGAAAUGGUUUAGUGAUAGCUGUGAUACACAAAGGCAAUUUGUCUGCUUUAAUGCCACUAAAACGUAUAUCCUGAUUGAGCAGAGCAAAUCCUGGAGGGAGGCCCAAGAAUUUUGCAGAACUUUUCACACAGAUCUAGUGAAUGUCAGAACCUCCUCAGAAAAUCAAGUUGUCAAGAACACUGCAAAAAACGAUGUAUGGAUUGGACUAUUUAACGACCCUUGGUCGUGGUCGGAUCAGAGUAACUCUUCUUUCCGUUUCUGGAAUUCAAGUCAGUUAAGUAACAACAGAAGAGACCGUGACUGUGUUACAGUGAUGGUGAACCACACAGGGAAAUGGAAUGACGUUCAAUGCAACACCACUCAGCCCUUUAUCUGUCACGGUGAUCUGAAAUCUCAUUCAACUACUAAACCAGAGCAAUAAGAGAAGGUAUUUUGAAUAAUGUUGAGAAACAGCAUAGAACCCCAUGAAGUGACUGACAAAAACAUAAAAAAUUUUCAAACUGUCUUCUUUUAAGCUCCACAGAAGAAAUAAUGCAUAUAGUUUGACAUGAGGGUGAUAGAAUUUUCAUAUUUGGGUGGAGUAUCAUUUAAAAAUGCAGUCAAAAUCAUACUAUCCUUUGAACCUUUUAACACAUGAAAAAUAGUUAAAAAAAUAACUAUGCAAUUUAUUACCUGAAAUGUUCUCACUGAUAUAGCU
Messenger RNA from Sinocyclocheilus grahami, 1188 nucleotides. Its product is annotated as C-type mannose receptor 2-like. The record is from RefSeq and is a predicted model, not a curated record. The transcript is spliced from 6 exons. NCBI's taxonomy places the organism in Eukaryota, Metazoa, Chordata, Actinopteri, Cypriniformes, Cyprinidae. Bases 1 to 912 code for a protein of 303 amino acids.